CGCCGGCCAACGAAGGUGUUAGCAUUUCUAACUUUCAAUCGGGUGCUUUGACUUGCAGUAAUGGAGAUUGCUCUUUGAUUCUCGGACACACGAAGCGAGUGAACUUCGAUUAGUCCAUAAUCAGCAAGUUUUUGGCCCCCCUUUUACGAGAAUAGAUAAGGUUGAUCUGAGAGCUGAAAGACGGGAUUCCGGGAGGGAUUUCUGGUUCGGAAGAAAGAGAGCAGCUGCCUCGGCUUAAAUAAUCAGCGACCUUUCAAGAAAGAGGAGCAUCUUCCCCGGCGAAUUCAUAUGUUGGAAUUUCAACUCUUAUACUGAAAGGGAAGUAAUUCUUUUCCUCGUGGGAUUUUUCUUUGCGUGUAAGAGCAGCGAGUUUGAGCUUUUUCAAUGGCGUUCUCAACCUCAUGGUCGCAAUACAACUACCAUGUUUUCCUAAGCUUGAGAGGCAAAGACACAGGGAAAGGAUUCGGCGACCAUCUCUACACAGCUUUAGAGCAAGCGGGAUUCCACACGUUCAGAGACGACGAUGAGAUAGUGCGGAGAGAGGAGCUCGACAUCGAGCUCCAGAAGGCGAUGCAAGAGUCGAAACUGUUCCUGGUUGUGUUCUCCAAGGACUUCGCGUCUUCAACGUGGUGUCUCGAUCAGCUUGUGAAAAUUAUGGACCUCAGGAGAAGAUCUUUCCCUCAUCACAUAGUUGUUAUGCCUGUGUUCUAUGUUGAUCCGAUGCUGGUUUCUGAUCAGGCUGAUAGUUAUGCUGCUGCAUUUGCUAGUCAUGAGGAGAACUCCAAGGAGAAGGCCGAGAUUUGGAGGGCAGCUCUUCGAGAAGUUUCGGAUUUGGGUGGAAUGGUUUUGCAGGAUGGCAGGUAUCAGGCUGAGUUUGUACAAGACAUAGUGAAAGAAGUCCGAAAGAAAUUGAACCGUCCAAUUGUACACACUCCCUCCCACUUAAUAGGAAUAGAGUCUCGUAUAGCUGACAUUGAUUUGUGGUUACAAGACAGCUCAAGUGUUCCAAUCGGAAUAAUCUAUGGAAUUGGAGGUGUUGGGAAAACAACGAUUGCAAAGGAAGUCUUUAACCUGAGCUUAGACAGAUUCGAAGCUAGUUGCUUCCUCCCAAACAUCAGAGAGACCUCAAAGCAACCCAAUGGUAUGGGUUUCUUGCAGAAGCAACUUCUCAACACAGUUCUGUAUGAUAAAAAUGUGAAGGUGAAUAAUGAAGCUGAUGGGAGUAACAAGAUCAAAGAUGCAAUAGGUUGCAGAAGGGUUCUAAUUGUUUUGGAUGAUGUUGGUCAUUUGGAACAAGUGAACAUGAUCGUUGCAACCUGGGACUGGCUGUACAAGGGUAGUAAGAUCAUCAUAACAACCCGGCACAAACGUUUGCUCAAGGAUGAUAAAAUAUGCAGAAAGUUUAGGAUUGAGGAAUUGGGUGACGAUGAAUCAUUGCAGCUCUUUAGUCAACACGUCUUUGGGAAAGCCAACCCUAACGACGGAUUCAUGGAGCAUUCUUUAAGGGCAGUGAAGUAUUGCUGUGGGAUUCCUCUUGCCCUUCGAGAAUGGGGUACCUUUCUUUCUGAUAUAGAUAUAUCUGAGUGGAACAAUGCUUUGGAUAAAUUGGAAGCAAUUCUUCACAAUGGAAUCUUUAAAGUUCUCAGGGUGAGCUAUGAUUCUCUAAAGGAUGACUUGGCCAGAAGGUUGUUCCUGCACAUAGCUUGUUUCUUUAUUGGGAUGGAGAGCGAUUAUGUGACAAAGAUUUUAGAUGGAUGUGAGCUGUUUGCAAAAGCUGGGAUUCAAGAUCUCGUUGACAGGUUUCUGUUGACCAUUGGCGAGAAUAACAGGCUUAUUAUGCAUCCAUUGCUCAGAGAUAUGGCGAGGGAAAUCGUUCGUCAAGAAUCGCCAGAUGAUCCUGGGAGACGUAGCAGGCUCUGGUCUCAUGAUGAUUCCAUCAGUGUGCUGAGAGAAAACACGGGCACAGAAGCAAUUAGAGGCAUCAUUCUCAAUAUCCAGGGUACUAUGACCGAAGGCAAACAUCACACAGAUCCUUGCACCAGUUGCGGGAAAAGACAUUCCUACGAUGAUGGUCUCAUCUGCAAAUCUACUUCAAAGAGGCGUGUUCUUGGCUUCAUUCGAGGACAGUCGGCAGAUACUGACUGUACAACUUCAUUCUCUAUGUCUCACGAGUUUGAGAUGAAAGCACUUCAAAAGAUGCGCAAUUUGCAGUUGCUCCAGCUCAACUAUGGGAAGCUGAAGGGAAACUACAAAUAUCUUCCUCGGAGUUUAAUAUGGCUUUCUUGGCAUGGAUCGCCAUUGAAAUGCAUGCCAUCAUGUCUACACUUGGAGAAGCUUGUUGUUCUUGAUAUGCAAAGAAGCAGUUUAAAGCAUAUUUGGCAUGGCACCAAGUUUCUUCCAGCAUUGAAGAUCCUUGAUAUCAGUGCCUGCCAUAGUCUCAUAACGACCCCUGACUUCUCAGGACUGCCUUGUCUUGAACAAUUAGUGCUGGAGGACUGCAUAAAUUUGACUGAGGUCAAUGAAUCGAUAGGGAAGGUUGAGAAACUUGUUUCGUUGAACCUUAAAGGGUGUAGAAAGCUCAGGAAACUUCCGUCAACUGUUCUCAUGCUGAGACAGCUGAAAGUAAUUGUUCUUUCUGGCUGUUUGAAGCUUGAUGAGCUACCCCACGGGCUAGAUAAAAUGGAAUCACUCAAAGUGCUCCAAGCUGAUGGUAUAGCUCUAUAGGGAUUGCGGUCAAGGUCAUCUUGUCGUUCCACCUUAUGGGGUUCGUUAUUUCUGAGAAAUGAUGCGUUAGGCUUGCAUACUGGAGUUCCUUUGUUUGAGCUCCUUCUCCUGGAUGAAUGCAGCUUUCUCCAAUCACUUCCAGAGCUUCCAGCAAGUUUUUCAGGGUAAAAUUUGAACUUUGCCAAAAUUGAUGAGAUCAAUGAGGUUAAGCUGCAAGCAACAGAUCGAGAUAUUAGUUCUUCAAUCUAGAGGAUGUUAUAAACCUUCAUGUUGAAAUCAGGAAGAGUUUAGACUUCUUCAACUUUACAUCUGCGAAGCAUUGAAGUGGAGCUGACCAAUUAUUUGACCUCAACGUUAAGGAAGCAUGCACUUCAGGCUGUGCUCAUCGAAGGUUGCAAGAUACUGUUUGGUGAGGUCAUAGAAUUCUAUGGGCUGUUGGAUGUACAAUUUGGCUCAUGAAUUUUAGCCCAAAAACCAUGGGUGGAGGGUUGCUUCAAAAAUUCAUGUUGGCGGAGCAAACAAAAACGUACCAGGUCCUUUUGGAAUUGGAAAUCCAUAAAGGUGUCGAACCCCAUCCCCUCAGAUUGCCUAUUAUACUGUUGAAAUCCAUGGAUAUCACACAAUCCAUUACUUUUUUUACAUCAAGCGGAUCAUCGACUUGCAAGAGCCAUUUACUCCUGUUGUGAACUUUCUUGGUAAGAUAGGAAUUGUUUAUUCCGUCAUCUAUAGAUGCAUGGAAAAUGGAAGAUUGCUCGACAAUGAAGAUAUAAAUUCCACAUUAUUUUAUUGUUCACACUUUGAACCAUAGAAACUUAUUUCUUAUCACAAUAUGACAACCUUUUGGGAAAAGCCUGUAAGCACAAUAGUAGGUACGUGAAAUAGCUUGCUGAAAAUACACAAACACACACUAGUAGUAGCUACUGAGCCGAAGAACAACUUUAGGUAGAUCAAGAAGCCACUGAUGGAUCAAUAGAGAGAGCUACCUAACUUCUCUGUUUCAAAUUAUCUUCCUGUUGCAUAUGGUCUGGGUGAAAACUUGAAAUUUCCAUACCUUCUCGCAGCUUCAUGGGUGUCCAUGGUUUUCACAUAUCCUGGCUCGUUAGUCCUUGCGUUGUAAGGAUUGUAGGCUUCAGUUGGAUCAGCAGACCAUGCUGAAGUAGCACCUCUUUUAGGCCACCCGUUCUCAUGGGUUGCCUCCAUCUUGCUAGAGUUGUAUUCUGUAUAGGCUGGUUUGAUAGCUUCUUUGAGGUAACCUAUCGCUGUGCCGAUAUUAUUUGUUGCACCAGAGAGCGAGGAAUCAGGCUGUGAGGAUUUUCCACCAUUAAAAGGUCCAAACUUUUGUGUGCUACUGACCUCAUGAUGCACUUUGGUGAUGAUCUCCUCGACUUUCUGCAGGCGAUUGUAAACCGGGUCUGAAGUUUCAUGCACUUUCUGCUCAACUCUGUAGUGCUCCGCAUUAGCAGGCUCCAUGGAGUGACCAUGCCUGUUCUCCGAGGGGUGAGCAUGCUGCUGCUGCUGAUACAUGGUCUCAGCUCUGUAGGCUUCUGCAGUCUGGUUGGGAAGAGAUACGAUCGGCCUUUUCCUCCCUUCAGCAUCAAUGACGACCGGCCUGUGAACGUGAUCAGAAGAGUAGCUACUUGGUUCCCUCCAUUCGUUGGCUCGUGGUGUGCUGUAAGUUGUGUAGCCUCCUUUGUAAGUAUUGCCAUACCCUGCCAUGUUGUGUAUAAGCUGAGAUGAAACUCUUUGUAUACACCCCUUGUUAUAUAGCCAAGGCAACUUAUAAAUGCAAAGGAAAUGAUGCCCAUCUUUUUUAGCACAUCAAAGAGAUCAUAUGCUGUUUACCAUCUGGAGAAAGUCCGAUAGGAUUGAAUUCUACGUGUUUUGGCCAUGGAAUCAUUCUUUAGUCUGCAGGACCCCCUGGAAUAUUUGAUAGUGUCCGUUAAUUACUGGAGGAAUAAAGGUGAAAGAGAAAUGGUGGAAGAAUAACAACAGCUAAAGAUAAGCAGCACAAAGAAUUAGAAUUUCU
Messenger RNA from Linum tenue, 4750 nucleotides. Lineage: Eukaryota; Viridiplantae; Streptophyta; Magnoliopsida; Malpighiales; Linaceae. The record is from the annotation of a GenBank genome assembly.